AAACCCGAAUCCAAAAUCAACCAGAGUCCAAUCGAGAACGAAAACAAUACGAAGUACUUUUUUUGCAGUAUUCUUUCAGCAUCAUCAUCAUCAUCAUCAAUUCAUCAUCAGUGCACAAAUCCAGCAAUCAUUCUAACAAAAAUACAGAUCUCUUUGCGCAAUUCAGUCUUCAAUAAUGCCUAUUGGAAAAUUGAUAGAAGUAGACCCACCAAGUCCAGUGAGGUAUUUGAUCGGAGCAAUGGUGAUGAUGAUCGGCGUCGUAUUUCCGCUGGGUUAUAUGAUGUUUCGCAACAAGCGUGUUCCUUCUUCUCCCUCUUUCUCCAAACAGACGUAGGAACAAGGGCUUGAUAUGAGCAAUUUUGAUCUUAGACGAGAUUAUAGAUUUCAUCGGCGUGUCCAUUUGGGUAUGAAGAGUAACAUAAGAAAAAAUGUAAUGUAAUGCACUGACUGAUGCAGAUAGUAGUCAUGUAAAUGUAUGGUCAUAUGGAAUUGAUGAUUCUUGUUAUAUGAGAAAGGGGUUUUGAGUUUUUAUUUUAUGGAAAUGCUCAUUGAACAAUGUGGUAUUGCUUCCUUAUUGUUUUCUUCAGCUUAAUUUUGAUUCAGUUCUAUGGAUUUUGAUGAUUCAUGUUGACUUCAUAUAUGGAAAAUAUAAAAGUUUAUUUGAUAGA
Spinacia oleracea (spinach) is the source of this 668-nucleotide messenger RNA. RefSeq lists its product as uncharacterized. The transcript has 3 exons. The record is from RefSeq and is a predicted model, not a curated record. Lineage: Eukaryota; Viridiplantae; Streptophyta; Magnoliopsida; Caryophyllales; Amaranthaceae. Bases 176 to 334 code for a protein of 52 amino acids. Gene Ontology annotation, cellular component: Golgi apparatus.